UUCUAGGGACUCACAACCAUACUAAAUUUGUUUACUAUUUUAAUAGGAAAUAAAAUGUCUUCUGAAAACUUUGCAAUGGGAAUUUUUCUCUUCUCCCAGAUUACUGUGGGAAUGCUUGGAAAUUCUUCAAUACUAAUUCAUUAUAUCAUUUUGAUAUCUACUGGGAAGUCCUUAAUGCCCAAAGACCAGAUUAUAGGGCACUUGACUUUUGCCAACUGCUUGUCUGUCAUCUCAAAAGCCAUUCCACAGACACUGUCAAAUUAUGGGUUUAAAGAUUUCCUGAAUGAUAUUGGAUGUAAAUUAAUAAACUAUAUUUACCGAAUAACAAGGGGAAUGUCCCUGUAUGCCAUGUGCCUACUGAGUUGCUUCCAAGCAAUCACAAUCAGCCCCAGCAACUCCAGGUGGAUGAUAAUUAAACACAGAGCGACCAAGUACAUUGGACCCUCCUGCUCAGUAGGCUGGCUUGUGAAUCUCUUUCUAAACAUCAUGACGCCAGUAACAGUGUCAGGUCCCAGGUACAACAAAAAUGUGACUAAAUGGAAGAUUAAUGAAUACUGCUCAUGGUUUGUUUAUGGAAAUGUGGGAACUGCACUGUCUAUGUUCAUACUGUGCUUCUCUGAUGGCCUGUGCCUGGGUCUCAUGGCCUGCUCCAGUGUCUCCAUGGUGAGUAGACUCUACAGACACAAGAGGCAAGUCCAGCAUAUCCAUAGUUCUCAGCACCUCCUAAAUGCCUCAGCUGAAAACAGAGCCACUCAAUCUAUCGUCAUCCUGGUGUGCACUUUUGUCAUCUCCUAUCUCCUCUCCUCCAUUAUGGUUAUGCUUAUGGCCUACUCCAAAUACCCAAUGUUAUUGCGAGUAACUGUAUUUACAUUUCUCGAAACCUGCUUUCCCAUAGUUUGCCCCUUUGUUCUCAUGAGCAAUAUCAAGCAUAGUAUUAGCCUGGUUUUUUUCUGCUUUUGUAGGAGAUAG
Molecule: messenger RNA, 969 nt
Organism: Apodemus sylvaticus (European woodmouse)
Lineage: Eukaryota; Metazoa; Chordata; Mammalia; Rodentia; Muridae
Product: vomeronasal type-1 receptor 4-like
Exons: 1
Coding region: 55-969 (304 amino acids)
Biological process (GO): G protein-coupled receptor signaling pathway
Cellular component (GO): membrane
Molecular function (GO): pheromone receptor activity
Source: RefSeq, a predicted model, not a curated record